GGGAUCGGUGAUCGGUCUGUCCGCCUCCUGCAGCCCGGUCAGGCACCGCCGCACGCGCCCACAACACGUCCCGCGCCGAUUAUUGUUUUUAUUCCAGCAGACAGGGUUUUAUUCUAAGGGCUGUGAUCAUUUUAUAAUCUGAGUGUUUCCAUGUAGCUGCAGAGCCGAGGACUCCACCAACUACAUACACACUUUUCCUUCCCCACAUUUCCUUUUGGUUUUAUUUCUUCUUCUUCUUCACUUGUGUUUUUUCGGACCCCGGCUCGCCCGAUGCAAGGAGGCGUGAUGGAGAAAAUGUCCCGACAUCCCAUCCCGCUCAAUCCAAGUUUUCUGCCCUCAGCGACGCACGGAGUGCUCAAGUCUCUGCUGGAGAACCCGAUGAAGCUGCCGCUGCACCAUGAAGCUUUCAGCAAGGAGCAGGAGAAGGAGAAGAACCUUGAGGAGGAGCGCAGCGUCCCCCAGUCAGCCUUCCUCGGCCCCACGCUGUGGGACAAGACUCUGCCAUACGAUGGAGACACCUUCCAACUGGAGUACAUGGACCUGGAAGAGUUCCUGUCUGAGAACGGCAUCCCCUCCAGCCCCUCCCAGCACCACCACCAACUCAACCAGCACCAACCACACGCUCCGCCACGCCAGCCGCCAAUUAUGUCCCAAGUCGCGCCCACGUCGUCACCCUCUGUGAUGGACCUCAGCAACCACGCCUCCACCUCUGUACACACGAGCGUCGUCUCUCCAAACUGCCUGCACAGCAGCCCCGCAAGAGCAGGCCUCCCGAGCUCCAGAAACACUCCCAGCCCCAUCGACCCAGACUCCAUCCAGGUCCCUGUCGGGUACGAGCCCGACCCGGCCGACCUGGCUCUGUCCAGCGUGCCGGGUCAGGAGAUGUUCGACCCGCGCAAACGCAAGUUCUCGGCCGAGGAGCUGAAACCACAGCCCAUGAUCAAGAAAGCUCGCAAGAUCUUCAUCCCAGAGGACCUGAAGCAGGAUGACAAAUACUGGGCCAGGCGCAGGAAGAACAACUUGGCGGCCAAACGGUCCCGGGACGCGAGGCGGCUCAAAGAGAACCAGAUCGCCAUCCGAGCCGGCUUCCUGGAGAAGGAGAACUCGGCCCUGAGGCAGGAGGUGGCCGAGCUGAGGAAAGAGCUGGGACGCACCAAAAACAUCCUGGCCAAGUACGAGGCACAGCACGGGCCGCUGUGAGGACACACAAACACACACACAUAUAUAUAUAUACACAUAUACAUAUAUAUAUAGACACGUAUACACCAACACGCGCUCUGAGAAUGAUGAUCCUGCCUGCUCCUGAUCCACCAGCGACCCUCCUUUCACACUCCUGAUGGCUCCGCUCACGGCAGCUGAAGGGUUUAGAUGCAAAAAAUGUACUUUUAAAUAUAUUUCAGCUUUUCAUCCUGUCUGACAUGAUGGUGGAGGUUAUACUGUGGACCAAUCAGUGCACUGUUUAUAUGAAUGUAAACAUGGAGGGAGAGAAACGAUCCGUCUGGUGUUACUCUGUGUUUCUCAGCAACACUUUGGACCUCCUCUCUGCUGUGACUCCUUCUGUUUGAAAGUGUCCAGCAGCGAGAUGUGUGAAUUUUGACGUCAUUGUUUUGCAUAAAAACAUGGCGGCAUCAAUGAAAGGAAUCGAUAAGCUCACAGGCAGACGAUUCCAAUAGAUCGGGACCAGUUUGGAUUCUUAACUGGAGCCGUGAUGAAACAAGUGGGGCGAACUGACAGUUAGUGUUCGGCUACAUCCGGCAACAAAAGCAAUUUGCGUCAACUCGAUCUUUAAAAGGCUGCUAGCUGCUACUGACCUUGCUAGCUAGCUUCCUGCAAGCGUCUGGCAUUAUUGAGUGGGUCAUUUCAUCAGCAGACGUGGAAUCCUGUCCCGUCGUCAUGCAUCUUAAAAUUUCAAAUAUGUGCGUUUGAACAGCCGCCAUCUUGCACCCCGCAAACUGAUCAUAACAGUAGGUUCCUGCCCAGUCACAGCUGCUCUCAGACCUGUCUCUGUGGCGCAGAGGACCAAAACGUCAGGCUGUAGACACAUUCACUGUUCGUCUGAAGAUGAAGAGAAACACAGAAUAUCACCAGAUUUAUAUUUUAGAUGACAAGAAACAAAGAAGCACAGCACUGAAGAUGACUCCACGGGUUUUAUUGUUCAUCUCUGGCACCAGAUUAUUCUCUCUGUCUGAGCCAGGAGUGUUAUCAACGUCUUUAUAACAUCCCAGCUAACACCUGUCAUCUGUUUCCAUGGUAACAGUCACCCAGCAGCUGCUUAAAGCUGCUCCUGAGCGACGGCCGUGAGUUGAGCCCAUUAUUCAGGAUUAUUAAACACACACACACACACACACACACACACACACACACACACACACACACACACACACACGUCUCUUUGUGAAUUCUCCUCAUGGACUUUGGGUCACUAACACUANCCCCCCCC
This is a messenger RNA of Epinephelus moara (kelp grouper), 2440 nucleotides long. RefSeq names its product HLF transcription factor, PAR bZIP family member b (gene hlfb). The coding region runs from base 271 to 1200 and encodes 309 amino acids. The record is from RefSeq and is a predicted model, not a curated record. Gene Ontology annotation, biological process: regulation of transcription by RNA polymerase II. Gene Ontology annotation, cellular component: nucleus. NCBI's taxonomy places the organism in Eukaryota, Metazoa, Chordata, Actinopteri, Perciformes, Serranidae. The transcript has 4 exons. Gene Ontology annotation, molecular function: RNA polymerase II cis-regulatory region sequence-specific DNA binding; DNA-binding transcription factor activity, RNA polymerase II-specific.